Messenger RNA from Mercenaria mercenaria, 963 nucleotides. RefSeq lists its product as uncharacterized. The record is from RefSeq and is a predicted model, not a curated record. Gene Ontology annotation, biological process: telomere maintenance; DNA repair. The coding region runs from base 1 to 963 and encodes 320 amino acids. The transcript has 3 exons. Gene Ontology annotation, molecular function: DNA helicase activity. Lineage: Eukaryota; Metazoa; Mollusca; Bivalvia; Venerida; Veneridae.
AUGGCUUCGUUAAACGCACAACAAAAAAGAGCGUUAGAAUUCGUUUCUGGGGGUCACAAUCUAGUACUGUUGGGUCCGGCAGGCACCGGUAAAUCCUUCUUGGUGAAUAGAGUUGUAGAAAUAUGUUCUACCACGGGGAAACAAUGUGCAGUUACUGCCACAACAGGGAUUGCAUGUUCUGUGUAUCCUGCCCAGCUCAAGCCAAUGACCAUACAUCGUUGGUCAGGGAUAGGUGAUGGUCGUUAUGGCUCAUCUGAAAUGAAAAGAACUGUGAAAAAUAACGUCCGUUAUAAAGACGUGAUGGACAGAAUUUCCAACACAGACGUUCUGAUCAUUGAUGAAUGCUCAAUGCUUAGUAAAAGACUACUUGAAACUUUGCAUGAAGUAUGUUCUUUAAAACAUCCACAACUUUAUUUUGGUGGGAUCCAAGUAAUACUUGUUGGUGACUUCGUGCAACUUCCACCUGUGCCUUGUGCUAGAUACAACGAGGAUGGUUCAUAUUGCUUUGAAAGUGAUAUUUACAGAGCAGCUUUCCCUCACCAUAUUAUUCUUAAAGAUGUUAUUAGACAGAAAGACAAAUUAAUGGUUGAGGCUAUCCGUGAAAUAUCUUUAGUUUUUGAUCCCCGGAAGAACAAAGUUGUUGCUACCCGAGAGCAGUUGCCCCUAAAGCCAGCAUAUGCUUUGACAAUACAAGUCGACUGCAGGGAUAUUUUCAAACCGGGACAGCUUGGUGUAGCCAUUGGUAGAGCUCGUUCCUUAGAUGGACUUAGAGUUAUAAAUUUCAACAAGAAUGCCUGUAUCAAACAGCCAGAGAAAAUCCAGAGGUUUCUCACUUUGGAAGAUUCUAUUGAGACAAAGGAUGAUAGAAGCUGUUGUAACAAUUAUGCCAGUCUCAGAUCAGAUAACCAAGUGAAAGAAGUAAUGAAUGACAAAAUCAUUAUGAGAUGUAUAGUUAUUGCUUAG